Messenger RNA from Polistes dominula (European paper wasp), 1521 nucleotides. RefSeq names its product circadian clock-controlled protein daywake. Gene Ontology annotation, biological process: multicellular organismal reproductive process. The record is from RefSeq and is a predicted model, not a curated record. NCBI's taxonomy places the organism in Eukaryota, Metazoa, Arthropoda, Insecta, Hymenoptera, Vespidae.
CACUCUUAUUCACUUCGAUUCCGAGCAUCAACCGAGAAUCAUUCGUGAUUUGUGUUUCCUUCUAUUAAAUUCAUUCAAAAGAGGAUAUUCUUUAUAUUCUUAUUUUCAAUUUUACCUUUUAUAUAUCAAAUAUAUCAAAAUUAAUCAUGAAAUGUUACGUUUUGUUCAUAUUCAAUUUAAUUUUGUUUUCUAUGAUAUUCGAUGUUGGCCAAUCAAAAGAUAUACCUGAUUUCAUUCACGUAUGCAAACGUAACGAUCCCAAUAUUGUUCCUUGCGUGACUGAAAGUGUCGAAUCUUUGAAACCAUAUCUUCAAAAAGGGGUACCAGAAUACAAUAUUCCAUCAUUGGAACCACUUUUAUUGAAAAAUCUAAUUGCUACCGAAAGAGCUGGUCUCAGGAUAAGUGCUAAGGAUGUAGAAGCCUAUGGUGCAAGUGAUUUCACCAUAACAGAUUUGAAGACAAACUUCGACAAGUUGGAAUUCGAUUUGAAGAUCAAAUUACCGCACUUACAUAUCAAAGGAAAUUACGAUAUCAACGGAAGAGUAUUACUUUUACCAAUUCAAGGUUCCGGACCAAUGAAUGGAAAUUUCACCCAAUGUACCGGAUCUGUCAAAGUACGUGCAGGAAGUACGGAAGAACCUAACGGAGAUCAUCGCCUUUUCAUCGAAGAUUUUCAAAUGAAAAUAACCGUUGGCAAGGGUACCUUAAAUCUUGACAAUCUUUUUGGCGGUGAAAAGGUUCUCGGUGAUGUAAUCAAUAACGCUAUAAACAGCAAUUUCGAUGCAUUCUUAGGGGAAAUGCAACCGUUGAUCGAGAAAGCAUUGUCCGAUGCAUUCCGUGAAAUAGCGAAUGGUAUUAUCAGUAAUUUCACUUAUGAACAACUCUUCCCUUUAAAUUAAUAAUUCAAACCAAGUAGAACGAAAAUAAAAAAGGUAUACAUACAUACGAAAUUAGACUUAUGGAAGAAAAUAAAAAAUAAUAAAAAAAUAAAAUCAAAUCAUAGAUAGAAUAUUUAGAAAACGAUACGGAUGACGAAUGAUGAUGAUGAUAAUGAUGAUGAUAAUGUCAAUGAUUAAAUAUUGAUAAUUUGCCAUUGACAUUAUUGACAAUUUAAAAUGCUACCUCUGGAAUUUUACAUAUAUAUAUAUAUUUAUGUAUGUAUGUAUGUAUAUUUUUAUAGAUCAAAUGAUUAGAUUUUACCACGUCGAAAAUCAUUCGUAUAUUAUAAAUGUUUGAUUUGUAUUAAGAAAUGUAAAAUAUUUCUUCAACUAUGUUAAAAAAAAAUUAUUCGAAGGUUACCUUUUGUAAUAAAGAUUUUCUCAAUACUUUCAAAAGGUAAGGCUUAUUCGAAUUUUAAUUUAUAAUAUCGCUUCUUAGUUUUAUAUUUUAUUUUAUUAUAAUCAUUUCAAUACCAGUAUUCGUAUAAUAUUUAAUUUAAUUCGUAUUAUAAUAUCUAUAUAUAUGCCUGUGAUUCGAACUAAGAGGAAUGUUAUGAUGUUAAUGAGAUUAUAAAAAAAUUCA